Blastomyces gilchristii SLH14081 is the source of this 2258-nucleotide messenger RNA. Its product is annotated as peptidyl-prolyl cis-trans isomerase-like 3. Gene Ontology annotation, molecular function: peptidyl-prolyl cis-trans isomerase activity. Gene Ontology annotation, cellular component: catalytic step 2 spliceosome. Bases 128 to 757 code for a protein of 209 amino acids. NCBI's taxonomy places the organism in Eukaryota, Fungi, Ascomycota, Eurotiomycetes, Onygenales, Ajellomycetaceae. The transcript has 3 exons. The record is from RefSeq and is a predicted model, not a curated record. Gene Ontology annotation, biological process: protein peptidyl-prolyl isomerization; protein folding.
GCGCAAACAACCAGACCCCAAUCCAAUCCCAUCAUGCUCAGGCAAUCCUUGAAACCCUAUCAGCUCGAUUCAGUGUUAUCUAUUGUUUUUACAGGGGGGAUUCGGCUGAAUAGGGGUGUUUUCCAGGAUGUCCGUAACGCUCCAUACCACCCAUGGCGACCUUAAAGUAGAAGUGUUCCAUGAAGCAACACCAAAGACUGCAGAGAACUUCCUCGCCCUCUGCGCCUCGGGCGCGUACAACAGCACCCCCUUCCACCGCCUCAUCCCCUCCUUCAUGAUCCAAGGCGGCGACAUCUCCCUCUCUAAAAGCGAAACCCCCGCCUCCCUCCCCUUCGAAAUCCCCAAAGGUGGCACAUCCAUCUACCACCCGACCCCGCUAACCCACGAAAUCCACCUCCCCACCAUCCGCCACAAUGCCCGUGGCAUCCUCAGCAUGGCGAGCAAAUCGUUAAAAUCACAAUCUGCCUCUGGCGUCAUGGAGACCACGGAGGUCAAUGGGAGUCAGUUCUUCAUCACGUUUGCGCCGGCGCCGCAUUUGGAUGGGAAGAGUACGGUUUUUGGUAAAGUGUUGGCGGCGGGUGAGGGGGAGCCUGGUGGGGUCGUGCUGGAGCGGCUGGAGAAGGCGAAGGUGAAGAUUGACAAGAAGGGGAGGGUUGUACAGCCGUCGUCGAUGGGGGAGGCGGAGGUGAAGGAGAAUGGGUGGGAGGCUGUGGGGAUCGAGAGGGUGACUAUUCAUGCGAAUCCAUUUGCGGUAUGAUGUGUCUCCUGGCAUCUCUGGGGGGAGGGUGGUGGUGGUGGUGGUGGUGGUGGUGGUGCGCAGGUGGGUAUGAUACCGGUUUUCGGGCCAGAUUUGAUACGAUUCGAUGUGUGUGUGCGGUUGGCUGUCGAGGUGCUGGCUUCCCAUGUUUUGUGAUGGAGCCUGCCAAACUACCCAGUCGUCGUGUUCACACUCUCACAUGUAGCCCACACGAUCAGGGCUACCUGGUGCUGCCCUCAGUUCGCGGGAAUAUUUUCCGUCGACAACCUUAAUUGUCCCGGUGUAUGAGAGGAGAAUACAGGACGAAGAGGGAGGAAUGCUUAACCGGUGGAAUUGGUUAAAUCAUUUGCAUAGAUAUAACCAAAUUUACGAUGAACUGAUUUCCUAGAUGACGAAGGGAGAUAAAUGAUGGAUGAAACAGUUUACAUGGAAGGGAAAUACAUGUACAAUAAAAUACGGUCUCUUAGAUGAGAUGCGAAAUAUUGCAUCGCGGGAAUCAUUCUAUGUAUUUUUUUUCUGUCUAACAUCUAGAAGGAAUUUAUGACACAACAGCAAGGCGCUAGUGGUAUGUAUAAAGGACAUCGGGCUGUCUCGUAACAAUGGAAGUCUGCUGUGGGUACAGAAGGUUGCAUGCGGAAUAAAAAGGUGAGGGGUCAGGAAGAUAGUGAGGGUUGUACAGAAACAGAGCGAUGACAUUUCUCGCUGUUCUCAUGUCCCACCGCCUUGGUUUAAGGAAGGGGUAAAAGUGAUUCCCAAAGCCAUGCUAGAAUAACACACAAACGUGAAUGCAAAAAUCGUUAUGAUUUUUGCUCCGCUUCAACAGAUGGAGCGGCUUCGGUUGUGUUAUCCUCUUCAUAACCCUCAGUCCUCAUAUCCUUCAAGCCUAGCUCAUCGUCCUCUUCAUCCGUACGUGUGUAGUCCUCGAUCUUAAUCCGCGGAUCGGGCUCCGGCGAAUACAGAUCUUGCACAUAGCUAUUGGCAAGCGGGUCCUCUAGCGUAACAGUAAACUUCAGUUCUCCCUUGAUGGCGGAAUUGAGGCGUGUAAAGAACCGAUCCCAGAUCGCCUUGUCUCCCGUCUGCAUGGAGUCACCAGGAGCAAGGUCCUCGUCCCCCGUUUCGAAAAUUUGCCCGUGAAGCUGGUCGCGGACUUGAGUGAGCAGACCCUCUACAGUAGUGAAUCUCCCUCCAAGCGUGCCUGGCUGCACGGAGAGAUCGAGCUCACUGCUCGUCAUGGCACAUGUGUCUGACUUCAAAACGUCGCGGGAGAGGUCCGAAAGCUCCGCUACUUCAAGAAUGAUUCUUCGCCCCUUCUCUGGAGUAGCGCCGCCUGUCUUCACUUCGUUGGUGCGAUAUCCGCAGUGGUCGCAAACAGUGCUCCAGAUGAAUACCUCCUUGAAGUGUGGAAUGUUAACUUUCUGCAUGUUAACGACGCAGGCCUUAGUGCAACCGGGACAUUCCGAUGGUAGGGUAUAAACUUGGCCAUCGAUGAUAUCGAGGUCGC